Molecule: messenger RNA, 6833 nt
Organism: Cydia splendana
Lineage: Eukaryota; Metazoa; Arthropoda; Insecta; Lepidoptera; Tortricidae
Gene: Patronin
Product: patronin
Exons: 28
Coding region: 301-5010 (1569 amino acids)
Biological process (GO): cytoplasmic microtubule organization; negative regulation of microtubule depolymerization; neuron projection development
Cellular component (GO): microtubule minus-end
Molecular function (GO): spectrin binding; calmodulin binding; microtubule minus-end binding
Source: RefSeq, a predicted model, not a curated record
UGUGUGAAAUUUUUAAGAUGGUGAUGAACAGUGUUUUUGAUAUUGUAGCGAAAAAAUCCACUGCAAGUUCUCUGUUUCGUUACUGAAACAAGCAGAAUGUGUGUAAUUUUGUGAUUACGUGACCGUAAUGUUUUUUUCUUUAGUGUAAUGGACCUGAAUUGUCUAACGUGAGCUGUCUGAUCAUUGACAUUGUUUCGUAAAAAAAUUCAGAGUCCAUCGCGAUUGUUAUGUUUAUACUCAUAUCGUGUGCAUUUAUAGUGGCUAGUAAAUGGUUUAAGCAAUUCUGAUGUUUUCGAAGUCAUGGAGAGGCAGGAGCGAACACAUGCCAACAUGGAGGCUACGGACACGGUGGACACAAAACAGUCGAAGCAGCGCGCAUCGAUCAAAUGGCUGCUGUCGAAGGCGUUCAACAACAGGGUCCCGGAUAACCUGCAGGAGCCCUUUUACAGGGACCAUGAGGACCAGGAACACCUCAAGCCACCUAUAGUCGGGGGUCUCGCCAACGCCGAGAUCUACUGUCUGGCGUUAGCGAACAUGUACUCAGACCCCAACUACCACAGCCUCAACCACUGGAACAUUCUGCAGACCCUCGCGAGGAAAGGCGUACAUGUACCAGAUCCCCCUGACUGCGCGCUUACGGAGACAGUGCUGCUUCAGAACAAUCCGCUCAAAAUGACUGCACACAUGUCGGUGAUAGAAGCUUUAAUGGUGCUGUACGCGCGAGAGGUAGUCACGCUGGACAGGGUGUCGGCGGCAGCACAAAGAUUCGGCACCAGUCAACCCCUCAACAACUCCAAUGUUCCGCACGAAGACGGGCUACUGUGCUGGAUCAACGCGGCCUGCGCCGCGCUCAACAAGGCUGAGGAAGAUCAGUCAUCACAAGUCCCAAUGGUGAAGAACCUGCAAGAGCUCUGCGACGGCACGGCGCUGGCGGCUCUCAUCUCCUUCUACUGCCCCGACGCGCUGCCCCGCUCCGCCGUGCGCGUCGGCCGCAUGGCCUCCAUACAGGACUGCCUCCACAACCUCAUGCUGGUGCACGACUUCUGCCAGACGAGUCUGCCGCACAACGUGUUCCACAUGCUGCCCGAGGACGUCACGUAUAUGCGAGGAUCAAUGCGACAAAACCUAAUAGCAAUGCUAGCCGAUCUCUUCAACAUGCUAGAAGUGCACCCAGUCAAAUCCGUCAAGUACCCCGGCGUCGUACCGCGAUCACCCUCUGCUUGCGGCAUGCGACCGCGCGUUCCCACUGGUCGCUCGGCGUGCUCGACGCCAGAGCGGCGGAGCUGCAGUCCUCAGAGAGAAGAGUUCGUGGUGCAUCGAGGGAGGGGGAUCACCACGUUAUCAUCCAUCGCGAGGAGGGAAGACGAUAACGUCGUGGACCCGAACCAAACCGCCGCCGGCCGUCCGUCCAACUAUCAAACACAAAACUCCUUCGCCGGCCGCCGUUCAAGACGGUCUUCAAUCACAGACGACAGUCAGCUUACCGUCGAAAACUUUGGAGGGUCGCAAGAUCGACUGCAUUUCGCUGGGAGGAAUCCGGAGAAAGAGCUAGCGACAGUGGCGAAUGUUCGGAAGAUAUCUGCCCCGGCCGGUCCCCUAGACAGUUACAACCCUCCCCUCCGCUCAUCUCGGCAAGACAUCCGCGGCUCCAUCAACCUCUUCCACGGCGACUACAACGGAGACAGCGAGCCCGACCGGCCCAUGCGGCGGCAGCUCAGCUCCGACACCAUCAACUCCAACAACCACUUCAGCAAUAAAGGCGGUGGUGACGGCUUCUACCUAAACCGAGACUCCACCGACGGCGACAUGACCAAGACCAGCUUCGCGGACCUCAAGUUCAGAAACGGCGACCAAGGUGCGUGCCGUGUGGAGGUGGUGGAGCGGCGCAAGAGCACGACGUUCAGCACGCCGCCGGCCGCCACCACCACGUGGCAGCAGCAGUGCCUGGCGCAGGACGCGCAGCCCAACGGCGACGACCAAUCGGAUGACGCGUCACCAAGCGGCGGGCAAGCCAUGGCCGCACAACUAAACAACAUACGGUUAAAGUUAGAAGAGAAACGGAGACGAAUUGAGCAGGAGAAGCGAAGAAUGGAGGUCGCCGUCAGUCGGCAGAGGCAACAGUUAGGGCAACAGGCGUUUCUACAGGCUGUUACUAGGGAUACAUAUUUGCAAUACCAGCUGGCCUCUUUGGGUAAGGGCGCGCGGACGCCGGCUGGCGACGAGCGGCCCGAAGAUAAGCCUCAGCAGGAUAUGGAUGCGCCGAGUCAAACGGUGGACAACGUGGCGUUAGAGCAGUACCAACAGUCAAUAGCCAAAAUGAACUCCAGCCUGCAGGAUAUACAGAGCGACAUCGCGCGGCUCGCCACGCAGCAGAACCAGAUACAACAACAACAGCAGCAACAGCAAACACAGCAGUUGCAACAGCAGCAGCAACAGUUACAGCAACAGUUGCAGCAACAGCUGCAAGCUCAGCAACAGCAGCAACUGCAACAGCAGCAAGCCAAGCAGCUGUUUCAGCCGCCGCAGCCGCAGUCGCCUUUCCAGCAGUAUCCGCCUAACAUUCCACAAUUGCACAGCCAAUUCAGCUCACAGCACAACGUGUCUCGCCCCGCGCUCAACGCCUUCGGCUCCACCCCGCACCUGCCGAGGGACUUCUACCCGCAACCCUUCGACAACUUCGAGUACAACCAGCCUAACCAGUAUAGGGAUAUGGAGGAUUAUGGGAGGUUUUACCUCCAUGAGAGUCCGCCUCAGCCGCAGAGGAGAACGUGGGCGCAACACGCGCAGCAACAGCAGGAGAAUGAGCUGAGGGGCUGGCAGCUCCACCAGCAGCAGCAGAACCACCAGCAGCACCAGUACGAGCCGCAGCACACCCCUCCCCCCCGCACGUGGAAGUCCCCCUCCCCCGCGCCGUCGGAGCGCAGCUGGGCGCCGCAGGGCUUCCUGCUGCACGAGCGCGGCCCCGCACCCGCGUCCACCCCCACCCCCACCCCCCCGCAACCCUUCCAAGUGCACUACAACAACGACCGCCACCAGAACGGCACCGAGCAGAACCACCUCAGCUACACUGUGAUACCCAACCAACACCAAUACUCUCAAUCGCCGCCGCUGACGACCAGUCCGCGCCGAUCGAAAACCCCCCAACGGCAGGGCUCGCUUCCAGAAGUCUCUAGAAGGCCCGAGCCCGUCAGCUUACAGCAGCUCGGAGCUGCCAGUCCCGCGCCCGUCGACGACAUGGAGCCCCAGAAUAUAUCCUUCAUAGGAAACGCGGAAGACGACGCCCUCAGACAAGGCAUCAACCGCCUCAACAUCACCUCCGGCACCCGAACUUACCGCAUUCCCUCCCCCACGAGACCCUCCUUAAGCCGCAACUCAUUCCAACAACUAGAGCAGGAGGAGGAAACGAACGAGAAAGGCUUCUACAUAUCCUUCGAUAACGAAGCGCCGAAACGACCCAAACCACCUCUACGGGUGAAGCGGAUGUCACCUAAGAAAGAAAGAACAGAGUACCAGAGUCCGGAGCGGGGGAGUCCGGAGGCUUGGGAGCCGCAGGAGUUCCCCGUGCACCGCGCGGAGAUGCGGGCCUCGCCGGCGCGGGACUCGCGGCCGGAGGCCGAGGCCGCGGCCCGCGAGGCCCCGAGCGAGAGGCCGCUGCGGCCCGGCGCCGAGCCCGCCGCGCUAGUCAUCGGCGAGAUGAACCCCGACCCGAACUCAGCAGAGGAAAUGGAGCGAAAGAAAGAGCGAAUUAUGCUUCUCUCCCUCCAACGGCGGCAGCGCGCGGACGAAGCCCGCGCGCGCGCAGAACAGGCCGCGGCUGCGCGACGCGCAAGGGACGAACAGGUGGCGGAACAGCGCGCGGCUCGGAAAGAGGAGCAAGCGAGACGGCGCGAGGCCAUCCUGCAGCAGUAUAAGUUCAAGAAGGCCAUCGAGGAGGCCGAGCGAGAGGGCAAAGUGUUCGACAAGUCAGAAUUCAUGGACUUGGCGCGGCCGGCGGCGGGCGCGCCGCCCACGCGCAUGCGCGGCAAGCAGCCGCCGCGCGCGCGCCCCAAGACCAUACAUGUUGACAGCGGCGCCCUGCAGCAGGCCGAGGGCUUGCUCGGCAGCAAGCAGCCCUCCUCCACCAACCUCACCGGCACCAUGCGGCGCGACUACUACCGCGGCUCACAGGACAGUCUGGCGGAGCGGGCCGGCCUCUACAGAGACUCGCCCGUGGAGGAGCGCGGCGGCGGCGGCGUGUCGCCCGCCAGCGCGGCCGGCGGCCCGCUCGGCCGCCGCGGCAGCUGCAAGACCUCAAGAGAGCGCGUGAAUGAGGAACCACAGUCGGCCCGUGGAAGGUCUAAAUAUUCCACUUACCAGAAUAACUUUAAGGCGGGACGGAAGUCUAGCUCUCUAAUGAACUUGUGCGACUCAGGCCUCGGGCGCGCCACGCCGCCGCGGCGCGCGGCCUCGCCCGGGCUGCGCGCGCUGGGCUCGCCGGCCUCCGGCCCCGGCUCGCUGCCCGGCGCCAUCGGCAAGCGCCGCCAGCACGCCGACGACGCCUCCGACGUCUCCUCCACACACUCCUCCAUCAUGGACUAUUCUGGCCCCCGGCUGUACAAGCAGCCGGCAACCAAGUCGAACCGCGGCAUCAUGCUGAACGCCGUCGAGUACUGCGUGUUCCCCGGCGCCGUGAACGCCGAGGCCAAGCGGCGGGUCCUAGAGGAGAUCGCGCGCUCCGAGGCCAAGCACUUCCUCGUGCUGUUCAGGGAUGCCGGGUGCCAGUUCAGGGCGCUCUACUCGUACUGUCCGGAUACGGAGCAUGUCACGAAGCUGUACGGCACGGGACCGAAGAAUGUUAAUGAUAGGAUGUUUGAUAAGUUCUUCAAAUACAAUUCGGGCAGUAAGUGCUUCUCGCAAGUGCACACAAAGCACCUGACGGUGACCAUCGACGCGUUCACGAUACACAACUCGCUGUGGCAGGGCAAGAAGGUGCAGCUGCCCAGCAAGAAGGACAUGGCCCUCGUCAUAUAGGCGUUCUAGUCGAUGAGUCGGGUGGGGAUCAGUGAUAGUGUGGUGUUGGGUACCGGAGAGGGCAGACUAACUGUUAUUAUAUCUGUGGAAGUGAAAACAAAGUGGCUUUUAUGCUUUUAACAGAGUGACAACCAAAACCUACUCAUUAGCCUAUAGACGCUUGCAACUUUAGAGGUGUUAUGCGCGUUGCCGACUAAAAACCAACCUUGUUUUCGUAAGGUUGACGAAAUAUACAGUGAGCCGAUCUCUCAAACAAGUUUGAACAAGCUCGGCUCACUUUAUAUUUCGUCAACUUUUCAUGUAGCUUAGGUUCACUAUGGCUUUGAAUUUGUGGUAAUUAGUGAGUUUUGGUUGUCACCUGGCGAUAUAGAGAAUGACUUUUCUGGGCGUAAUCAUGAUUUUGAAUGACAUAAAGUGAUGAAGAUAUACUCAACUACUUUUCCCAUGGGACCAGAAACGUUUCAGCUACUCUGAGCUUUUUAUGGCAUAGCUGAAUUAAUUUUUGCUAGUUCUUGGUUGUCAGUCCCUCGGGAAAAGUUGUUCAGGAUGAUCUAUCACUUUUGUCAUUUAGGAUCAUGAUCCCGAAUUCACCCAGUAGACUUAGUGUAUGUACAGUUACAUUUACCUACAAUUUUUCUUUUGUAACGCCCUGCCCUUUACGAUAUGCCGGCGUAUGUCUGUGUUAUUGGUCCCCGCCACGUGCUCGGUCGCGCCUGUGUAUGUACAGAUGUGGAGGACGAAGCUCGAAUCGGAUUAGGUUAUGUCGAUUGGUUACGCGAUGCGAGCUGGUGGUUGACGUGGUUCAGCGCAAGGAAUUGGAUUUGGAGACUUGACACUGGGUUUUUUGCAUCUGUGGAAGGAAGAACGCUACAAAAAUGUGCAGUGCAAAGUGUUCUCUUAUAAAAAUAAGUUUGAGAAAAUUAUGUAUAAGAAAAAUCAAGUCAUAAAGAUGUAGUUGAGAAUUCUAGCGAUUGAUUUUAUCAAAUUUACGUAUAGACUGUAUUAGUUUGUUUUAGAAAAUGUAAAUGGAAUAAAUUAAAUCGUACGUCGUCUAAUUCUUAAAUUAGGUCGAGGCGGGACCUCUUGCGAUAAUGUUAUUUUCUAUAAAUAAUUAAAAGUACGGCGCUAAAUCCCAUUCCUUUGGCCCCGUAAUCUGCACGGAUGCUGAAUCACGUUACACUCAAGUUGAAGCGGCCGUCGCGUCUCUGCACCUGUGUCAUUAAUAUGUACACAUGUUUUAACUUAUUCCAAUGGAAUAAGACGCACAAUUGUAUACAUAUUUGUGAGGGAGACGUGCCGGCGUCGGUGUUGUGUUGAGCAGCGGUGUUCUGUAUAGACGAGACGUUUGCCAUAUGUAUUAGUGAGAUGGUCGAUAUUGUUCCAAAUUGUCACAAACCCCACAGCCAAACUGUCGAUUGUGUAGGUACGAAAUUAAACUGUCCCUUAUCUAGAAUAACAAAUUCACAAACUAAUAUCGCUUAUUUGUUAUAAUAUUGUAACUCGUUAGUAAUUAUUUCAAUUUGACUGGAUUAAGAUUAGAUCAUUAUGUAUUUGUUUAGUGACGUUCGUUCGAUUCCCAUUUUUUUACCGCUUGUAUAGCUAAAGUAAGAGGCGCUUACGGCGUAACGUACUGCCUUACCCUGUAAAUAAUUGUUUUGUAUACAGCUAUUUAUUAAAAGAAUGUUAAACGAAAAUUGAUGAAUAUCAUUCUUUCAUUGUUUAAUGAUUGGUCAUCAAUAAAUAUACUACCGAUAGUAUAUUAUGGUAUGCAAAUAUAUUGUAUUAAUACAAAAACAUAACGAAUAAUAUUGAAUUUCAUAUUA